This is a messenger RNA of Serendipita indica DSM 11827, 678 nucleotides long. Lineage: Eukaryota; Fungi; Basidiomycota; Agaricomycetes; Sebacinales; Serendipitaceae. The record is from the annotation of a GenBank genome assembly.
AUGUCGUGGAUAUAUGGUGUAUCUUUUCGCUCCUCUUCUAUGAAAGAGGGGGGCGUGUCGCCUUUGCCACUCCCAGGAUCGCUCGUCGUCGUUACAGAUCACAACGAUGCACGAGGGACGUUCAUCUACACUAAGGCAGCCAGUAUAAUAGCAAAACAGAGGAAUUCAGGUUCUUGUGGCGUGGAACGAUGCAUCUUCAUCAGUUUGAUGGAAGACAUCGAACACUGGAAAGCGAUAUUGACGAAGAACAGUGUCAAUUGUGAAAAGGCCAGCGGCGAUGGGACGCUGGUGUUUGUCGACUUGCUGUCGAGCAGGGCGGAGGAAGAUAGCGCUAUACUUUCACGACUAUUUACGAAGCUGGAAGUAGAGCUAUCCAAACCUCAAGGAACCACACUGGUAAUCUUGGACGACCUGGCGCAUAUGACAUGGACAGGAGAGGAUGAAGGUACACUAGUGAAAUUUCUGUCUUCUCUACGAAGCCUGUGCAGAAAGGCUGGAGCCGCCCUCAUCGUCGGGUAUCGAACACUCUCCGCCGGUUCUCCUGACGAAGCGGCGCAUCGCUACCUAUUGUCCACGUGUACACUCCACCUAGCGUGUCGACCCCUGAGUAGUGGGAGGAGCGGUUCAGUCUCUGGCGAGCUCGCAGAGGCCCUGAAGCGUGGCCGGAGGAAGUGUUGA